Molecule: messenger RNA, 1831 nt
Organism: Paramecium sonneborni
Lineage: Eukaryota; Ciliophora; Oligohymenophorea; Peniculida; Parameciidae
Source: the annotation of a GenBank genome assembly
UAAUGAGUAAAUAUAUAUUAGUUUAUUAUUUUUUUAUAAAUGCAAAGCUCAAACUUAUAUUUUGUAUAUAAUUCUGGAUCUGAAUAAUUUUGGAAGAGAAAAGAUUAUUAGUUAAUAAAUGAUCUUAUGUAAGGAUUGCUUCAAGAUUCAAGAGAGAUGAUAACAUUAUAUAAAACAGGGAAAAUAUUAAAAAAGUUUAUCGGUAGACAAUAUAAAACCUUUUAACAACAUUUGUUUUAUUUUCGAGAAGUAAAAAUAUAAAAUUUAGUAGAAAGAAUGGAGAAUUGGGGGGUUUUGUUGUUUUAAAGAAUGUGUAUUUUAAAAUAACUAAAAAAAUUGCUACUUAAAAUAUUCCUUAUGACAGUUGUCUAAGUCUAAUUAGAGACCGCAGUAGAAUUGAUCUAUAUUUUAACCAUUCAGCUGAGAUUGAGUUAUUUUUGAGAGAACUAUAGAGAUGUUGUAUUAUUGAUGGGUUUGAAUAACAUUAUUAAUUGUUUCAAAACAUAGGUACUGGUUCUACAGCUCAAGUAUAACUUUUGAAAUUAAAUAAGGUGUUUUUGGCUGAAAAUAUUGAAGAUCAUUAAUAAUAUGCAGUAAAGUAGAUAGAAAAAGAAUAAGCUACAGGAAGACAUCGUGUAUUGAGAUCAAAAACAUUAUUAGAAGAAAUAUUUAUGAUGCGAAGUUUAGAUCAUCCAAACAUUAUGAAAUUACAUCAAGUAUAUGAAUCAGAAAGUAGAAUAUUUAGAUAUAUGGAUAGAACAUAUAUAAUUAGUUAUCAGUCUAUUUGAAGGAGGCUAAUUGAUGGAUAAAAUCAAGAAUUUUAAUUUUAUUACUAAAAGAGAGUUGGCUAAAGUAUUGAUUGAAACUGUUCAUUAUAUGCAUACCAAAGUAUUCGAUAUCCAAAAUUAGGGAAUUAUGCAUCGAGAUUUAAAACCAUUUAAUAUACUUUAUAAAAAUAAAGAUCCAUAAGAUUGGCAAUUUGGAAUUGGAGAUUUUGGAUUCUCAACUUCAAUUAAAUAAUAAUAACAUAUUCUUUAUAAAUGUGGUACUCCUGGUUAUGUAGCACCUGAAAUUAUAGAAUAUAGAGAGAAAUCUAAAAUGUAUGGAUUAUCUUGUGAUGUCUUUAGUAUUGGUGUCAUUUUAUAUGAAAUGUAAUAAUCAAAUUUUAUUUAAUAGCUUUUUCAAUAUUCAUCCAUUCAAAAGUAAAACUAAAGAUGAAACUUUAAGAUAAAAUGUAAAUGCUCAAAUCAAUUUUGAUGAUCGUAUUUGCAUUCCUUAAUCUCUCAAGUCUUUAAUUAUUUCUAUGGUUAGAAAAAAUCCACGACAUAGAUUCACUCUAUAAUAAUGUUUAGAUCAUGACUUUUUUAAAGAAAACCUAUCAAAAUUUAAUGAACUUUCAUAAGAAAUUUAAGAGUAUAAAUAUAAAAUAUAAUUUAAUUUUAUAGACAUGAACCAAAGACUAUGGAAAUUAGAAACAUUCGAUGUCAAACUCUUUAAUUUCUAAAAAUUCAAAAUAACAGAAGAAGAAGAUAGUCUUUACCUCAAGAUUUCUCUGUUACACAAGAACCCUAAAUUCAACAGAGUAAUAGUAAUAAUUAUUGCUUAAGGAAAAAGCAUAUUAAUAAAAUAAAGAUAAUCUAUGUCCUCCACUCAUGAGUCUAAAUUGAAGCUAGAAUCCUAACAACAAUUCUAAUUAUCCUAAUAAAAUUAAAUCUAAAUGCCAUAGAUAAAAAUUAUCUAAUUAGAUAAGAUUUUUGAAAUCUUUCUAAAUGAUUCACAUCAUAUCCCAAAUUCUUUUGGUUAAACAUAUUUAAUCAAAAGGCAAUAUUGA